AUGGCGAAGUCAAAGGCUCCCAGAGUGAUAUACUGGCACCGCACCGAUCUAAGACUUCACGACUCACCAGCUCUCCACGCAGCGUUGGACCUCAAGCCAGAAUGUCUCUGGCAAAUCUGGACAUGGGAUAGCCAUUACGUCUAUCAUGCUCGCGUCGGCCCCAACCGCUGGCAAUUCCUCCUCGACAGCCAACGCGACCUCUCCGCACGCAUAACCGCCCUCAACCCGACCUCGCGCCUCCUCGUCCUGCGCGAGCCGCCGCAGACGCUCUUCCCCAAGCUCUUCCGCUCCGCCGCCUGGCGCCCCACGCACCUCGUCUACGAGCUCGACACGGACGCCUACGCGCGCGAACGCGACGCCGCCGUCGCCGACAUUGCCCGCGAGGCGGGUGUCGAGGUCGUCACGCGCCCCGGCCGCACGCUGUUCGAGCCGGACGCGUUGGUCGAGAAGAAUGGGGGCAAGCCGACCAUGUCGAUGGCGCAGGUGCAGGCUGCGGUUAAGGCGCUGGGGGUGGAGGUGCCGAGGCCGCUGCCGGUGCCGGAGAGGUUGCCGGGCCCGCCUGGCGGCGGCGGCGAGGUGGUGGUUGAUUUUGAGCAGGAGAGGCCCGGGGCGGUGCCGGAUUUGAAUGCGGGGAUGAGGGGGGGUGGGGAAGGAGGGGAGAGUGAGGAAAAGACGUACGCAUGCGGCCUCGCGGGGCCGAAGGGCGACUUCGGCGUGCCGGAGAUGAGCGAGCUGGGGCUGGCGGACGACGCGGCGGCGACGACUAUCAGGGGCGGCGAGACGAGGGCGCUGGAGACGCUGAGGAAGGUGUUGGAUGACGUCGAGUACGUCGCUACGUUCGAGAAGCCGGUGAAGGCGCCGACGGAGUGGGAUCCGCCUGCGACGACGGUGCUGAGCCCGCAUCUGCACUUUGGGACGCUCGGGGUUAGGGAGUUUUGGUGGGGUGUGAAGGAUGCGGUGGAGAAGUAUGAGCGGGAGGGGAAGAAGAAGGGCAGCGGGAUGCCUGUGAAUUUGGAGGGGCAGUUGUUGUUCAGGGAAAUGUACUUCGCCGCCCAAGCCCCCCUAGGCCACCGCUUCGCCCAAUCCCACAACAACCCACGAUGCCGCCACAUCCCCUGGCACCUCCCCAGCAAAAUCGACCCCACAACCAACCUCAUCAAGCAGGGUUCAUCACCCACCAACUACACCAUCGACUCCCCCGAAGCAGAACACUGGUUCCAGCGCUGGAAAGCCGGCGCGACGGGCUUCCCCUGGAUCGACGCGCUGAUGCGCCAACUACGACAAACAGGCUGGGUCGAGCACCUGGGCCGGCACGCGCUGGCGUGCUUCCUCACGCGCGGCGGCUGCUACGUGCACUGGGAGCGCGGCGCCGAAGUCUUCGAGGAGUUCCUCGUCGACCACGAGGUCGCCUGCAACGCCGGCAACUGGAUGUGGCUCAGCUGCGCCGCGUUUUUUGCGCAGUUCUACCGCUGCUACAGCCCCGUUGCUUUUCCCAAGAAGUGGGAUAAGGAGGGUGCGUUUGUGAGGCGCUGGAUCCCCGAGUUGGAAAAUUACGACAAGAAGUAUAUAUAUGAGCCGUGGAAGGCGCCGAUCGCGGACCAGAAGAGGUGGGGGUGUAGGGUUGAGGAGUACGAUGAGGGACUGCAUGGGGGAGAUAAGGGGAAGGAGGGCGCGAAGUCGUAUCCGAAACCGAUGUUCGAUUUUAACGAGAGGAGACAGAUUUGCAUUGAUGCGAUAAAGAAGGCGUAUGAUGUCGGGCUGUACGGAGAUGAUCAGAGGGUGUUAGACGGGACAUGGAAGGAACUGUUCGAUGACGAUGCGGAGGGAGCCACAAGCGGCGCGCCCAAGCAGGAGUAUGAAAUUGAUGAUGGAGAGGGGGAAGUCAGAAGUGACAACACUGAAGAGAAACAGAAGAAUACGAAAGGAAAGGGUGGGACGGCUAAAGCUGGGCAGAAGAGGCAGAGUAGCCGUGCUGGUCAAGGUACGCUUGAUGGCAUUGUGAAGAAAUCAAAGAAGAAGUAA
Molecule: messenger RNA, 2022 nt
Organism: Lasiodiplodia theobromae
Lineage: Eukaryota; Fungi; Ascomycota; Dothideomycetes; Botryosphaeriales; Botryosphaeriaceae
Product: DNA photolyase
Exons: 4
Coding region: 1-2022 (673 amino acids)
Biological process (GO): entrainment of circadian clock by photoperiod; circadian regulation of gene expression
Cellular component (GO): nucleus; cytoplasm
Molecular function (GO): FAD binding; DNA binding
Source: RefSeq, a predicted model, not a curated record